Messenger RNA from Volvox carteri f. nagariensis, 1068 nucleotides. RefSeq lists its product as uncharacterized. The coding region runs from base 1 to 1068 and encodes 355 amino acids. NCBI's taxonomy places the organism in Eukaryota, Viridiplantae, Chlorophyta, Chlorophyceae, Chlamydomonadales, Volvocaceae. The record is from RefSeq and is a predicted model, not a curated record. Gene Ontology annotation, molecular function: gamma-glutamylcyclotransferase activity. The transcript has 5 exons.
AUGCAUCCACCGCAGCAGUGCGUUAGCAACCACCAGCAUCACGACCACAGCUGGUAUCAUCUCUCAGUGGCCCAUCAGCAAUCGCGGACAUGCCUGGCGCGCGCGCAGCGCGGUCGCGGCGCCGGCCGCGCCAUGUCAGCUUGGGCCUGGCCUGGCCCACUGUCCUGGCGCGAUGGCAGCGCCAAGCAGGGUCAAGAUCCUUCAACACGGUCCCCAUCGCCCUCAUCUUCCGCGAGGGUCCCUCCCCCGCCGCAGCCAGUCACAGCCGGCCAGCGAGGGGAAAGCUUAAACGGCGGAGGAACAGCAGAACCCAUUGGCGACACCCACGCUGGCGGCACUGGUACAAUCACCGCAACUAACACCAGCGGGAACUCGGGGGAUCGGCAGCCCACUGCCACUCAGCCAGCUGCGGGGCCCAACCCGCAGCCCCGCCUGCCACCGCGGCAGCCGCAGCUGCAGGCUUCAGGUGCGGACACAGUGAUCACCUUCGCAUACGGCGCCAACAUGAACUUCCUGACACUAGCCAGGAGGGAGGUUCGAGUGCUCAGUCGUGACCCGGCCUUCGUGGUAGACCCCUCCAUACGGCUGAUGUUCAAGCAUCAGGGGGGGUAUGCGACUCUGGAGAGAGCAGAGGAGGGCGGGAAGACCGCAGAGGGGAAGGAGGAGCCUCGCUUCCGGCCGUACGACGGUCGGGUUCACGGUGUGCUGUACCGGGUGACGCGGGCGGACUUUGAGAAGCUCGCCAAGCGGGAGGGUGGCUACAUCGUACAGGAGGUGCAGGUCCAGACGUACGACGGCUCACAGUACACGGCCCUCGCCUUCGUCUCCAACCCCCUGUUCAAGCUGCCCGCGGAGGUGCUCCCCGCGGAGAAGUACCUGGCUCGAGUGCGGGAGGGGGCCCGGGACAACUACCUGGACCCGGCGUACCAGGCCUUCCUCUCGGGGAUCAGCACUGUGCCCGGGGCGGGUCUGGGCUCCGAGUACUACAACACACCCUCCAAGUACAUGGGCUACUCGUUUCUAGUGGUGGUGGCGCUCAUUACCCUGGCCUUCUUUUUCCAACAUUGA